AUCUUUAUUAGCAAAAGAAAUUUUAAAUGAAAAACUUGUGUGAACAGUAGAUUUUGUGAAAGAAUUCCUUAAUAUUACCGUAAAAUUGAACCCAUAUUUAAUUUAAUUCCUAAAGAGAGAGAAAGAAAAGUACAAUAUAAUAUGUUGUAUUUGGAAGAUUACUUAGAAAUGAUUGAACAUUUGCCCCAAGAAUUAAGGGAUCGCUUUACAGAAAUGCGUGAGCUGGAUUUAACGGUGCAGAAUAGUAUUGAUUCUUUGGAGAAAAAGACUCGUACAUUUUUUAUGCAAUGCAAACGCGGCGAGUUACAAGACGAAGCUGCCGAAAGUGAAUUUCAAAACCUGCGUCGCGAAUAUUAUAAAGUGUUAGAGGAUGCCGACGAAAAGGUGACUAUUGCUACACAAAUUCAUGAAUUGGUGGAACGGUAUUUAAGACGUUUAGAUAGUGAAUUAUUUAAGUUUAAAUGUGAAUUAGAGGCUGAUAAUAAUGGGAUAACGGAGAUAUUAGAGAAGCGUUCGCUAGAAAUGGACGGCGGCUGCAGUGCGGCUACCGCAUUGUUAAGCAUUACGGGAAUGAAUCAGAAAGAAAAUCGUUUUUAUGGCGGCCUUAGUGCGGCUGUAGCACCGCCGAGUAGCAGCACGCACAGUGUAUUGAUAGGAGGGGCUGGAAUGGGUUUGGGGGGUAUUUCUAUGCCCGCUACUCCCACAGGAGCUACCAAAGAUAAUCGCUAUCGUACCCCAAAACCAGAAAAGCGAAGAGAUAGUACUUCCACAUUAUUGGGCGCGGGAGCUGAGAAACGAGCCAACCUUGGCAACAGUCUGACGCAAAGUAAUCCACCUGUAGCAGUGGUUAGACCUAUAACGCCUGGUAUGAGUGCCGUUUUAAAUUCAACUACAGGCGGUGUAGGUGCGCCUACGGCUGUAACUUACAACCUACAACAAAUAAGUGGGUCAGCCUCGACGGCCAUAGCAGCUGCUGCCUCGCAAGCCAUAGUGGCAACACAACAAAUGCAGCAAGGUCGUCGUACGGCUAGUCUUAAAGCCAGUUAUGAAGCUAUACACGGUGCAGGCGGUGGACCUACUGAAUUUUGGAUAAAUCGUGAUCUGGCAACAGCUGCAACGUCAUCAUCAGUAAGUCAGCAUACAUUAAAUGGUUCUACCAACACAGAAAAGACCAAGAAGAAAAAAUUGAAUUCCAAUAUAACCCAUGGAGUGGGCACAACAAGCGUCCCCAAUGCUUCAACAGGCUUAAAUUUGGGUUCUUCAUCAUCUUCUAUAAGCAUGGAUUCAUUGGAUAUGCUUUCAGGUUCAACCGGAACUAAUUUGAAUGUACCCCCUUUAAUGUCGAAUGGUGGCCAUAUAACAGCUUCCUCUACGACUAACUUAAGUAACGGUUCAUCCCGUAGCGGAGUAACUUCUAAUACUUCCUCUGGUUCAUCGGCUGGCACAGGUAUAUCCACAGCUCUUACACCAGGUUCAAAUAUUACAUUAAAUGAAAGUGGUAUGGUAGUAGAGCAAACACCUGAAGGAGAAUGGUCCUAUGAUCCGAAUGAACCACGCUAUUGUACCUGCAAUCAGGUUUCAUAUGGCGAUAUGGUUGCUUGUGAUAAUGACGCUUGUCCAUAUGAAUGGUUUCAUUAUCCAUGCGUUGGUAUAACGCAACCACCUAAGGGUAAAUGGUAUUGUCCUAAAUGCACUGCUUCCAUGCGACGUCGAGGUAAUCGCAAAAAUUAGUUGGCUAAGUUCAAAAAGAAGAAAAGCUACUACUUAAAUCAAUAGAAUAUAAAAAAAGAA
Messenger RNA from Glossina fuscipes, 1791 nucleotides. It is a transcript of the gene Ing3, whose product is annotated as inhibitor of growth protein 3. The coding region runs from base 142 to 1731 and encodes 529 amino acids. Gene Ontology annotation, biological process: regulation of DNA-templated transcription. NCBI's taxonomy places the organism in Eukaryota, Metazoa, Arthropoda, Insecta, Diptera, Glossinidae. Gene Ontology annotation, cellular component: NuA4 histone acetyltransferase complex. The transcript has 4 exons. The record is from RefSeq and is a predicted model, not a curated record.